Molecule: messenger RNA, 16008 nt
Organism: Trematomus bernacchii (emerald rockcod)
Lineage: Eukaryota; Metazoa; Chordata; Actinopteri; Perciformes; Nototheniidae
Gene: ahnak
Product: AHNAK nucleoprotein
Exons: 7
Coding region: 381-15962 (5193 amino acids)
Biological process (GO): regulation of RNA splicing
Cellular component (GO): nucleus; costamere; cytoplasm
Molecular function (GO): protein binding
Source: RefSeq, a predicted model, not a curated record
UCUGACCACUUUGCUCAGCACAGAAGAGCAGCCACACAGAAAAAAAAGUUCAAAUCAACUCAGAGCAGAGGAGGGAGGAGAGACGGGAGAGAAAACGCCCUGGAAACUUUGGUUGAGAAAUAGGAAAAGAGUGACUGAAUCCUAACAGACUGCAGAGCUGUGACUGGAAGAAGUGCUUUACUUGUGAGAAGGGGAUAGGACACGUUUUCAAGGAUGCUCAAGUUGGUGUGAGGCUUCUUGGGCGCAAAGACUGCGCACAGAAGCCAAGAGAACAAGAACCACAGCAUCUGACUGUAGGCCUUGGCCUUGCUUGAGCAAUCCAAGGAAAACAAAGAUUGAGUUUUCAACACACCGGGACUAUAGAGGAAAGACAAAUCAAGAUGGCUGAAGAGGAGGAGACCAGAGAGGUGCUCUUUCAAGAUUGGGAGGGUCCAGACAAAUCUGGCUUUACAAUUGAACAGACAGGUGGAGAGAUCUUUGUUGGGGAGGUUAAAGGAGAGUCACCUGCAGCACGUUCUGGAAAAGUAUAUGAAGGUGACCAGAUUGUCGGCGCCACAGUAUACUUUGAUAACAUGAGCUCAGAAGAAACAGCUGAGCUACUAAAGACAUUGAACCGUCACAAAGUUGGACUGAAGCUGCAAAACAAAGGAGACAAAUCCCCUUGCUGCUCGCCCUUGAGCACACCAUGUCGUUCACCAAUCGGCACCCUGACAUGGGAAGGAAAGACCCGGUUUGGAGGUUCCACUCCAGACAUCAUCCUUGGUGGGGAGGAUGAAGACUACAAAAGAAUAUACACAAAAAAGAUUAAACCCAGGCUGAAGUCUGAAGACCUUGCAGAAGGCGUAGAUGUUCGCACAGAGCGCCAUAGCAGCACAAGCAGCGAUGGAAGCACAAUUACUACCGUCACCCGCCGCAUCACGACCUACACUGUGGAUAUGCCGGGCGGCAUAAGUGAGCAACUUGAACUUUCAAGCCCAGAGUUCAAGGGGCUAAAGCAAGAAUCUGGUGAUGGCUCUUCUCAUACCAUAAUCUCACAUGGCAGCCCUGCAGGUAAAGUGGGAGCAGAGGGGAACGUUUUUGACUCAAGCAAUGUCUCUUACACUGGGCCACAAGUUGACUCCAUAGAGACACGCUGGGGCACUGGGGGAGUUCAGACCACAAGAACUUCAGGAGAGGUAGAAGGUCUCAGAUUUAAAGGGCCUAACUUUGGAGGAUCAGGGAGCCAGGGGGGCUGUGAGAUUUCAAGUCGGAGUGGAGAGCAAGUUGAUGGAGGCAUGCAGGUGUUAGGAACAAGCAUGACAGUAAGAGACAGCGCAAACACCGAUAAGCAUGUUGCAAUAGGAGGGUUCGGGGGUGGAGAUGAGAAUGGAGGGUUAACUAAUCUGUCUUCACCAGGAAAGAGCAUGAAGAUUUCGACUUCAUCCAUGUUUAAAACACAGGAGGGAAGUGUUGACACCAGUUUAGGUGAGAAGAAAAAGUUUAAGGUAUCUGAAAUCAGUUACCAGCAGGCAAAGGGAUCAGGCCGUUUGGACAAUUCGAAUGUCCGACUUGAAGGAGGUUCCAUAUGUGUUGAUAAUGUAUUGAGCGAUAGCAGGAUAGGAGGAUCGGCAAUACAAAAAGGCAAUGUCACCUCUGGAUUUUCAUCAGGGCCAGGAAAGAUUUCAAUGGCAGGGGUGGAUGUCGACCUUACAGGUUCAAAGUUGAAAGGCGAGCUUGAUGUUGAACUGCCAAGCACAAAGGUUCAAAUUCCAUCCCUAUCUGGGCCAAAUAAAGAUGUAAACCCAAGGGGUUCCAAAGUAGAGGGGAAUAUUGAUGUUACAGUGACUGAGGGAGGAAUAAAGACAGACAACAUAGACAUUAAAAGUCCCACUUUUAAUAUUAAGGAGAAAGAAAGAGAUUCAAAAAUGCCUCAGAUAAAGAUAUCAUCAUUUGGAGUCAAGGGAACAAAAGUUGGUGUAAAAACCUCUGGGGUUGACAUUGAAGGACCAGAAAUUGAUGGUGGGAAGUCUGAUGUAAAAGUGGAAGGAGCGAAAAUCAAGAUGCAAUCAUUUGGCUUCACAGGUCAGAAGGUGGAAGCUUCAGAUGUUGAUGUAAAACUUGCCAAACCUGAAAUUGAUGUCAGGGUACCUGAGGUUGAUAUCAACGCAUCCAAAGUUAAUGUUAAAAGCCCAUAUGUAGACAUUAAUGCUUCCAAAGUGGAUAUUGACUAUGAGGGACCUCGAGGUGGAUUUAACCAGUCGAAAUGUACAAUGCCAUCCAUUGGCAUGAAAAGUCAGGAACUGGAAGCUCCCAAAAUAAAAGGGAAUGUGGACGUGUCAGUGCCAAAGAUAUUUGGGUUGAAAGGUCCAAAACUGGAAGGUCCAGACGUUGAUGUUGACCUUCCUAAAGCUAACAUUGUUGUGAAAGCACCUGGAGUUGACAUUAAAGGUCCACAGGUUGAUAUUGAAGGGCCAAAGGGUGGAUUUGAAAUGCCAAAAACCAAAAUGCCAUCAUUUGGCCUCAAAGGUCCAAAAGUGGAGGGUCCAGAUGUUGAUGUUAACCUUUCUAAAGGUAACAUUGAUUUGAAAGCACCUGGAGUUGACAUUAAAGGUCCACAGGUUGAAAUGCCUAAAUUCAAAAUACCGUCCUUUGGCGUAAAAACUCCAAAUGUUGAAGGAUCAGAGGGUGAUGUCACCCUCUCAAAAGUUGACAUUGACAUGAAAGGACCAGAUUUUGACGACAAAAGUACAAGUGGUAAAAUCAGAGGACCAGCAUUCAAACUGCCCAGCAUUUCUGGACCAAAAAUUCCAGAUGUGGAUUUACACCUCAAAGGUCCCAAAGUCAAGGGGGAUGUAGAUGUGUCAUCUUCAAAAGUUGAAGGAGACAUUUUUGAUAUUAACCUGAAAGGCCCUAAAAUCAAAGGGGAUGUGAACGUGUCAGUGCCAAAGAUAUCAGCUGACAUACAAAGACCUGAAGUUAAAAUCAAAGGUCCAGGAGUUGACAUUGAAGGGCCAAAGGGUAGAUUUGAAAUGCCAAAACCCAAAAUGCCAUCAUUUGGGUUAAAAGGUACAAAAGUGGAGGGUCCAGACGUUGAUGUUAACCUUCCUAAAGCUGACAUUGAUGUGAAAGCACCUAAAGUUCACAUUGAAGGUCCACCAAUUGAUUUUGGAGGAGUAGAUGUUGAUGUUGAUGGCCAAAAAGGAACAUUCAAAAUGCCGAAAAUCCAAAUGCCAUCAUUUGGCUUGAAAGGUUCAAAAGUGGAGGGUCCAGACAUUGAUAUUAAACUUCCCAAAGCUGAAAUUGAUGUUAAAGGACCCAAAGUUGACCUCAAAGGACUAGAUGUCAAUGUUGAAGGUCCUGAUGCAAAAUUAAAAGGAUCCAAAAUCAAUCUGCCCGGCAUUUCUAGACCGAAAGUUCCCAUGCCAGAUGUGGAUAUCAACCUCAAAAAACCCAAACUCAAAGGCGAUGUGGACAUGUCAAUGCCAAAGAUAAAAGGAGACAUAAACAGACCUGAAGUUGACAUCAAAUGUCCAGAUGUUGACAUUGAAGGGCCAAAGGGUAGAUUUGAAAUGCCUAACAUCAAAAUGCCAUCGUUUGGCUUGAAAGGUCCAAAAGUGGAGGGUCAAGACAUUAAUAUUAACCUUCCCAAAGCUGAUAUUGAUGUUAAUGCCCCUCACUUGGAUAUUAAAGGAGGUCACAAAUUAAAAAUGCCAACCAUGUCAGGACCAAAUCUCUCGAUGCCAGAUGUUGAUUUGACCCUGAAAGGCCCCAAACUCAAAGGCGAUAUGGACAUGUCAAUGCCAAAGAUAAAAGGAGACAUACAAACGCCUGAAGUUGACAUUACAGGUCCAGCGGUUGAUAUUGAAGGGACACAGAGUAGCUUUAAAAUGCCUCACAUCAAAAUGCCAUCAUGGAACAUCAAAGGUUCCAAGUGUGAAGGUCCAGAAGUUGAUAUAAACCUCCCUGAAGCGAACAUUGAUGUUAAAACACCUGAUGUUGACAUUAAAGGUCCAGCAGUUGAUGUUGAAGGGCCAAAAGGUGGCUUUGAAAUGCCGAAAAUCAAAAUGCCAUCAUUUGGCUUGAAAGGACCAAAAGUGGAGGGUCCAGACAUUAAUAUUAACCUUCCCAAAGCUGAAAUUGAUGUUAAUGCCCCUCACUUGGAUAUUAAAGGACCAGAUGUCGACAUUGAAAGUCCAAGUGGUAAAAUCAAAGGUCACAAAUUCAAAAUGCCAACCAUUUCAGGACCGAAUCUCUCGAUGCCAAAUGUUGAUUUUAACCUGAAAGGCCCCAAACUCAAAGGCGAUGUGGACAUGUCAAUGCCAAAGAUAAAAGGAGACAUAAAAACACCUGAAGUUGACAUCAAUUGUCCAGAUGUUGACAUUGAAGGGACAAAGAGUAGCUUUAAAAUGCCUAACAUCCAAAUGCCAUCAUGGAACAUCAAAGGUCCAAAGCUUGAAGGUCCAGAAGUUGAUAUAAACCUUCCUGAAGCGAACAUUGAUGUUAAAACACCGGAUGUUGACAUUAAAGGGCCCAACAUAAAGGGAGAUCUGGAUUUCUCCGUUCCAAAGAUUAAGGGUAACAUCAAAUCUCCCAAGAUGGAUAUUGAAGGACCAGAAGUUGACAUUGAUGGCGACAAAGGAAGAUUCAAAAUGCCUACAUUUAAAAUGCCAUCCUUUGGGUUGAAAGGGCCACAUGCUGAAGGACCAGACAUUGAUGUCAGCAUCCCAACAGCUGAAAUUGAUGUUAAUGCGCCACACUUGGAUAUUAAAGGACCAGAUGUCGACAUUGAAAGUCCAAGUGGUAAAAUCAAAGGUCACACAUUCAAAAUGCCAACCAUUUCAGGACCAAAUCUCUCCAUGCCAAAUGUUGAUUUUAACCUGAAAGGCCCCAAACUCAAAGGUGAUUUGGACAUGUCAAUGCCAAAGAUAAAAGGAGACAUAAAAACACCCGAUGUUGACAUUAAAGGUCCGGCGGUUGAUGUUGAAGGGCCAAAAGGAGGCUUUGAAAUGCCGAAAAUCAAAAUGCCAUCGUUUGGCCUGAAAGGUCCAAAAGUGGAGGGUCCAGACAUUAAUAUUAACCUUCCCAAAGCUGAUAUUGAUGUUAAAGCGCCUGACUUGGACAUCAAAGGACCAGGUUUUGACAUUGAAAGUCCAAGUGGUAAAAUCAAAGGACAUACCUUCAAAAUGCCAACCAUUUCAGUGCCAAACAUCUCCAUGCCAAAUGUUGAUUUUAACCUGAAAGGCCCCAAACUCAAAGGCGAUGUGGACAUGUCAAUGCCAAAGAUAAAAGGAGACAUAAAAACACCUGAAGUUGACAUCAAAUGUCCAGAUGUUGACAUUGAAGGGACAAAGAGUGGCUUUAAAAUGCCUAACAUCCAAAUGCCAUCAUGGAACAUCAAAGGUCCAAAGUUUGAAGGUCCAGAAGUUGAUAUAAACCUUCCUGAAGCGAACAUUGAUGUUAAAACACCGGAUGUUGACAUUAAAGGGCCCAACAUAAAGGGAGAUCUGGAUUUCUCCGUUCCAAAGAUUAAGGGUAACAUAAAAGCUCCCAAGAUGGAUAUCGAAGGACCAGAAGUUGACUUUGAUGGCGACAAAGGAAGAUUCAAAAUGCCUACAUUCAAAAUGCCAUCCUUUGGGUUGAAAGGUCCACAUGCGGAAGGACCAGACAUUGAUGUCAGCAUCCCAACAGCUGAUAUUGGUGUUAAUGCACCUCACUUGGAUAUUAAAGGACCAGAUGUCAACAUUGAAAGUCCAAGUGGUAAAAUCAAAGGUCACACAUUCAAAAUGCCAACCAUUUCAGGACCAAAUCUCUCAAUGCCAAAUGUUGAUUUUAACCUGAAAGGCCCCAAACUCAAAGGCGAUGUGGACAUGUCAAUGCCAAAGAUAAAAGGAGACAUAAAAACACCUGAAGUUGACAUCAAAUGUCCAGAUGUUGAUAUUGAAGGGACAAAGAGUAGCUUUAAAAUGCCUCACAUCAAAAUGCCAUCAUGGAACAUCAAAGGUUCCAAGUGUGAAGGUCCAGAAGUUGAUAUAAACCUUCCUGAAGCGAACAUUGACGUUAAAACACCUGAUGUUGACAUUAAAGGUCCAGCGGUUGAUUUUGAAGGGCCAAAAGGUGGCUUUGAAAUGCCGAACAUCAAAAUGCCAUCAUUUGGUUUGAAAGGAUCAAAAGUGGAGGGUCCAGACAUUAAUAUUAACCUUCCCAAAGCUGAAAUUGAUGUUAAUGCGCCACACUUGGAUAUUAAAGGACCAGAUGUCGACAUUGAAAGUCCAAGUGGUAAAAUCAAAGGUCACAAAUUCAAAAUGCCAACCAUUUCAGGACCAAAUCUCUCAAUGCCAAAUGUUGAUUUUAACCUGAAAGGCCCCAAACUCAAAGGUGAUUUGGACAUGUCAAUGCCAAAGAUAAAAGGAGACAUAAAAACACCUGAUGUUGACAUUAAAGGUCCAGCAGUUGAUGUUGAAGGGCCAAAAGGUGGCUUUGAAAUGCCGAAAAUCAAAAUGCCAUCGUUUGGCCUGAAAGGUCCAAAAGUGGAGGGUCCAGACAUUAAUAUUAACCUUCCCAAAGCUGAUAUUGAUGUUAAAACGCCUGCCUUGGACAUCAAAGGACCAGGUUUUGACAUUGAAAGUCCAAGUGGUAAAAUCAAAGGACAUACCUUCAAAAUGCCAACCAUUUCAGGACCAAAUCUCUCGAUGCCAGAUGUUGAUUUUAACCUGAAAAGCCCCAAACUCAAAGGCGAUGUGGACAUGUCAAUGCCAAAGAUAAAAGGAGACAUACAAACACCUGAACUUGACAUCAAAUGUCCAGAUGUUGACAUUGAAGGGACAAAGAGUGGCUUUAAAAUGCCUAACAUCCAAAUGCCAUCAUGGAACAUCAAAGGUCCAAAGUUUGAAGGUCCAGAAGUUGAUAUAAACCUUCCUGAAGCGAACAUUGAUGUUAAAACACCGGAUGUUGACAUUAAAGGGCCCAACAUAAAGGGAGAUCUGGAUUUCUCCGUUCCAAAGAUGAAGGGUAACAUAAAAUCUCCCAAGAUGGAUAUUGAAGGACCAGAAGUUGACUUUGAUGGCGACAAAGGAAGAUUCAAAAUACCUACAUUUAAAAUGCCAUCCUUUGGGAUUAAAGGUCCACAUGCUGAAGGACCAGACAUUGAUGUCAGCAUCCCAACAGCUGAUAUUGAUGUUAAUGCGCCACACUUGGAUAUUAAAGGACUAGAUGUCGACAUUGAAAGUCCAAGUGGUAAAAUCAAAGGUUCCACAUUAAAAAAGCCAAGGAUUUCAGGGCCGAACAUCUCCAUGCCAGAUGUUGAUUUUAAGCUGAAAGGCCCCAAACUCAAAGGUGAUGUGGACAAGUCAAUGACAAAGAUAAAAGGAGUCAUAAAAACACCUGAAGUUGAAAUCAAUGCUCCAGCGGUUGAUAUUGAAGUGCCAAAGAGUGACUUUAAAAUGCCUAAAAUUGAACUUGAGGGACCAGAUGCUACAAUUGACGUGCCAGAAAUUGGCGGGAAGAAAAGUAAAUUUAAAAUGCCAAAGUUUGGAUUUAAGAGCCCUAAGAUAAAGACCCCGGAAACCAAUGUUGAAAUGGUAAAAGGGGAUAUCAACAUCAAAGGGAAAUCUGGUAGCUAUGAAGGUUUUGAUUCUAACCUUGGAUUGACUGGUCCGAAAACUAAAGGAUCCAAAUUCAAGAUGCCUAAAUUUGGUUUCAAAGGCCCCAAAAUUGAAAUGCCUGAGGUUGAUAUUAAUCUUCCCAAAGCUGGCAUUGAUAUUACAACUCCAAAUGUUGAAAGUGAAGGACCAGAUGUUAAAAUGAAGGGAACAAAACUGAAAAUGCCAACCAUCUCAGGAACAAACAUGGACAUGCCAGAUGUUGAUUUUAACCUGAAAGGCCCCAAAAUCAAAGGCAAUUUGGACAUGUCAAUGCCAAAGAUAAAAGGAGACAUACAAACACCUGAUGUUGACAUUAAAGGUCCAGCGGUUGAUGUUGAAGGGCCAAAAGGUGGCUUUGAAAUGCCGAAAAUCAAAAUGCCAUCAUUUGGCUUGAAAGGACCAAAAGUGGAGGGUCCAGACAUUAAUAUUAACCUUCCCAAAGCUGAAAUUGAUGUUAAUGCCCCUCACUUGGAUAUUAAAGGACCAGAUGUCGACAUUGAAAGUCCAAGUGGUAAAAUCAAAGGUCACAAAUUCAAAAUGCCAACCAUUUCAGGACCAAAUCUCUCGAUGCCAAAUGUUGAUUUUAACCUGAAAGGCCCCAAACUCAAAGGUGAUGUGGACAUGUCAAUGCCAAAGAUAAAAGGAGACAUAAAAACACCUGAAGUUGACAUCAAUUGUCCAGAUGUUGACAUUGAAGGGACAAAGAGUGGCUUUAAAAUGCCUAACAUCCACAUGCCAACAUGGAACAUCAAAGGUCCAAAGUUUGAAGGUCCAGAAGUUGAUAUAAACCUUCGUGAAGCGAACAUUGAUGUUAAAACACCGGAUGUUGACAUUAAAGGGCCCAACAUAAAGGGAGAUCUGGAUUUCUCCGUUCCAAAGAUUAAGGGUAACAUAAAAUCUCCCAAGAUGAAUAUUGAAGGACCAGAAGUUGACGUUGAUGGCGACAAAGGAAGAUUCAAAAUGCCUACAUUUAAAAUGCCAUCCUUUGGGUUGAAAGGUCCACAUGCUGAAGGACCAGACAUUGAUGUCAGCAUCCCAACAGCUGAUAUUGAUGUUAAUGCGCCACACUUGGAUAUUAAAGGACCAGAUGUCGACAUUGAAAGUCCAAGUGGUAAAAUCAAAGGUCACACAUUCAAAAUGCCAACCAUUUCAGGACCAAAUCUCUCCAUGCCAAAUGUUGAUUUUAACCUGAAAGGCCCCAAACUCAAAGGUGAUUUGGACAUGUCAAUGCCAAAGAUAAAAGGAGACAUACAAACACCUGAUGUUGACAUUAAAGGUCCAGCGGUUGAUGUUGAAGGGCCAAAAGGUGGCUUUGAAAUGCCGAAAAUCAAAAUGCCAUCGUUUGGCCUGAAAGGUCAAAAAGUGGAGGGUCCAGACAUUAAUAUUAACCUUCCCAAAGCUGAUAUUGAUGUUAAAGCGCCUGACUUGGACAUCAAAGGACCAGGUUUUGACAUUGAAAGUCCAAGUGGUAAAAUCAAAGGACAUACCUUCAAAAUGCCAACCAUUUCAGUGCCAAACAUCUCCAUGCCAAAUGUUGAUUUUAACCUGAAAGGCCCCAAACUCAAAGGCGAUGUGGACAUGUCAAUGCCAAAGAUAAAAGGAGACAUAAAAACACCUGAAGUUGACAUCAAAUGUCCAGAUGUUGACAUUGAAGGGACAAAGAGUGGCUUUAAAAUGCCUAACAUCAAAAUGCCAUCAUGGAACAUCAAAGGUCCAAAGUUUGAAGGUCCAGAAGUUGAUAUAAACCUUCCUGAAGCGAACAUUGAUGUUAAAACACCGGAUGUUGACAUUAAAGGACCCAACAUAGAGGGAGAUCUGGAUUUCUCCGUUCCAAAGAUUAAGGGUGACAUAAAAGCUCCCAAGAUGGAUAUUGAAGGACCAGAAGUUGACUUUGAUGGCGACAAAGGAAGAUUCAAAAUGCCUACAUUUAAAAUGCCAUCCUUUGGGUUGAAAGGUCCACAUGCGGAAGGACCAGACAUUGAUGUCAGCAUCCCAACAGCUGAUAUUGAUGUUAAUGCCCCUCACUUGGAUAUUAAAGGACCAGAUGUCGACAUUGAAAGUCCAAGUGGUAAAAUCAAAGGUCACAAAUUCAAAAUGCCAACCAUUUCAGGACCAAAUCUCUCAAUGCCAAAUGUUGAUUUCAACCUGAAAGGCCCCAAACUCAAAGGCGAUAUGGACAUGUCAAUGCCAAAGAUAAAAGGAGACAUAAAAACACCUGAUGUUGACAUUACAGGUCCAGCGGUUGAUGUUGAAGGGCCAAAAGGUGGCUUUGAAAUGCCGAAAAUCAAAAUGCCAUCAUUUGGCUUGAAAGGUCCAAAAGUGGAGGGUCCAGACAUUAAUAUUAACCUUCCCAAAGCUGAUAUUGAUGUUAAAGCGCCUGACUUGGACAUCGAAGGACCAGGUUUUGACAUGGAAAGUCCAAGUGGUAAAAUCAAAGGUCAUACCUUCAAAAUGCCAACCAUUUCAAUGCCAAACAUCUCCAUGCCAAAUGUUGAUUUUAACCUGAAAGGCCCCAAACUCAAAGGCGAUGUGGACAUGUCAAUGCCAAAGAUAAAAGGAGACAUAAAAACACCUGAAGUUGACAUCAAAUGUCCAGAUGUUGACAUUGAAGGGACAAAGAGUGGCUUUAAAAUGCCUAACAUCAAAAUGCCAUCAUGGAACAUCAAAGGUCCAAAGUUUGAAGGUCCAGAAGUUGAUAUAAACCUUCCUGAAGCGAACAUUGAUGUUAAAACACCGAAUGUUGACAUUAAAGGGCCCAACAUAGAGGGAGAUCUGGAUUUCUCCGUUCCAAAGAUUAAGGGUAACAUAAAAGCUCCCAAGAUGGAUAUUGAAGGACCAGAAGUUGACUUUGAUGGCGACAAAGGAAGAUUCAAAAUGCCUACAUUUAAAAUGCCAUCCUUUGGGAUGAAAGGUCCACAUGCUGAAGGACCAGACAUUGAUGUCAGCAUCCCAACAGCUGAUAUUGAUGUUAAUGCCCCUCACUUGGAUAUUAAAGGACCAGAUGUCGACUUUGAAAGUCCAAGUGGUAAAAUCAAAGGUCACAAAUUCAAAAUGCCAACCAUUUCAGGACCAAAUCUCUCAAUGCCAAAUGUUGAUUUUAACCUGAAAGGCUCCAAACUCAAAGGCGAUAUGGACAUGUCAAUGCCAAAGAUAAAAGGAGACAUAAAAACACCUGAUGUUGACAUUACAGGUCCAGCGGUUGAUGUUGAAGGGCCAAAAGGUGGCUUUGAAAUGCCGAAAAUCAAAAUGCCAUCAUUUGGCUUGAAAGGUCCAAAAGUGGAGGGUCCAGACAUUAAUAUUAACCUUCCCAAAGCUGAUAUUGAUGUUAAAGCGCCUGACUUGGACAUCGAAGGACCAGGUUUUGACAUUGAAAGUCCAAGUGGUAAAAUUAAAGGUCAUACCUUCAAAAUGCCAACCAUUUCAAUGCCAAACAUCUCCAUGCCAAAUGUUGAUUUUAACCUGAAAGGCCCCAAACUCAAAGGCGAUGUGGACAUGUCAAUGCCAAAGAUAAAAGGAGACAUAAAAACACCUGAACUUGACAUCAAAUGUCCAGAUGUUGACAUUGAAGGGACAAAGAGUGGCUUUAAAAUGCCUAACAUCAAAAUGCCAUCAUGGAACAUCAAAGGUCCAAAGUUUGAAGGUCCAGAAGUUGAUAUAAACCUUCCUGAAGCGAACAUUGAUGUUAAAACACCGAAUGUUGACAUUAAAGGGCCCAACAUAAAGGGAGAUCUGGAUUUCUCCGUUCCAAAGAUUAAGGGUGACAUAAAAGCUCCCAAGAUGGAUAUUGAAGGACCAGAAGUUGACUUUGAUGGCGACAAAGGAAGAUUCAAAAUGCCUACAUUUAAAAUGCCAUCCUUUGGGAUGAAAGGUCCACAUGCUGAAGGACCAGACAUUGAUGUCAGCAUCCCAACAGCUGAUAUUGAUGUUAAUGCCCCUCACUUGGAUAUUAAAGGACCAGAUGUCGACAUUGAAAGUCCAAGUGGUAAAAUCAAAGGUCACAAAUUCAAAAUGCCAACCAUUUCAGGACCAAAUCUCUCAAUGCCAAAUGUUGAUUUUAACCUGAAAGGCCCCAAACUCAAAGGCGAUAUGGACAUGUCAAUGCCAAAGAUAAAAGGAGACAUAAAAACACCUGAUGUUGACAUUACAGGUCCAGCGGUUGAUGUUGAAGGGCCAAAAGGUGGCUUUGAAAUGCCGAAAAUCAAAAUGCCAUCAUUUGGCUUGAAAGGUCCAAAAGUGGAGGGUCCAGACAUUAAUAUUAACCUUCCCAAAGCUGAUAUUGAUGUUAAAGCGCCUGACUUGGACAUCGAAGGACCAGGUUUUGACAUGGAAAGUCCAAGUGGUAAAAUCAAAGGUCAUACCUUCAAAAUGCCAACCAUUUCAAUGCCAAACAUCUCCAUGCCAAAUGUUGAUUUUAACCUGAAAGGCCCCAAACUCAAAGGCGAUGUGGACAUGUCAAUGCCAAAGAUAAAAGGAGACAUAAAAACACCUGAAGUUGACAUCAAAUGUCCAGAUGUUGACAUUGAAGGGACAAAGAGUGGCUUUAAAAUGCCUAACAUCAAAAUGCCAUCAUGGAACAUCAAAGGUCCAAAGUUUGAAGGUCCAGAAGUUGAUAUAAACCUUCCUGAAGCGAACAUUGAUGUUAAAACACCGAAUGUUGACAUUAAAGGGCCCAACAUAAAGGGAGAUCUGGAUUUCUCCGUUCCAAAGAUUAAGGGUAACAUAAAAGCUCCCAAGAUGGAUAUUGAAGGACCAGAAGUUGACUUUGAUGGCGACAAAGGAAGAUUCAAAAUGCCUACAUUUAAAAUGCCAUCCUUUGGGAUGAAAGGUCCACAUGCUGAAGGACCAGACAUUGAUGUCAGCAUCCCAAAAGCUGAUAUUGAUGUUAAUGCCCCUCACUUGGAUAUUAAAGGACCAGAUGUCGACAUUGAAAGUCCAAGUGGUAAAAUCAAAGGUCACACAUUCAAAAUGCCAACCAUUUCAGGACCAAAUCUCUCAAUGCCAGAUUUUGAUUUUAACCUGAAAGGCCCCAAACUCAAAGGUGAUUUGGACAUGUCGAUGCCAAAGAUAAAAGGAGACAUAAAAACACCUGAUGUUGACAUUACAGGUCCAACGGUUGAUGUUGAAGGGCCAAAAGGUGGCUUUGAAAUGCCGAAAAUCAAAAUGCCAUCGUUUGGCUUGAAAGGUCCAAAAGUGGAGGGUCCAGACAUUAAUAUUAACCUUCCCAAAGCUGAUAUUGAUGUUAAAGCGCCUGACUUAGAUAUCAAAGGACCAGGUUUAGACAUUGAAAGUCCAAGUGGUAAAAUCAAAGGUCAUACCUUCAAAAUGCCAACCAUUUCAGUUCCAAACCUCUCCAUGCCAAAUGUUGAUUUUAACCUGAAAGGCCCCAAACUCAAAGGCGAUGUGGACAUGUCAAUGCCAAAGAUAAAAGGAGACAUAAAAACACCUGAAGUUGACAUCAAAUGUCCAGAUGUUGACAUUGAAGGGACAAAGAGUGGCUUUAAAAUGCCUAACAUCAAAAUGCCAUCAUGGAACAUCAAAGGUCCAAAGUUUGAAGGUCCAGAAGUUGAUAUAAACCUUCCUGAAGCGAACAUUGAUGUUAAAACACCGAAUGUUGACAUUAAAGGGCCCAACAUAAAGGGAGAUCUGGAUUUCUCCGUUCCAAAGAUUAAGGGUAACAUAAAAGCUCCCAAGAUGGAUAUUGAAGGACCAGAAGUUGACUUUGAUGGCGACAAAGGAAGAUUCAAAAUGCCUACAUUUAAAAUGCCAUCCUUUGGGAUGAAAGGUCCACAUGCUGAAGGACCAGACAUUGAUGUCAGCAUCCCAAAAGCUGAUAUUGAUGUUAAUGCCCCUCACUUGGAUAUUAAAGGACCAGAUGUCGACAUUGAAAGUCCAAGUGGUAAAAUCAAAGGUCACACAUUCAAAAUGCCAACCAUUUCAGGACCAAAUCUCUCAAUGCCAGAUUUUGAUUUUAACCUGAAAGGCCCCAAACUCAAAGGUGAUUUGGACAUGUCGAUGCCAAAGAUAAAAGGAGACAUAAAAACACCUGAUGUUGACAUUACAGGUCCAACGGUUGAUGUUGAAGGGCCAAAAGGUGGCUUUGAAAUGCCGAAAAUCAAAAUGCCAUCGUUUGGCUUGAAAGGUCCAAAAGUGGAGGGUCCAGACAUUAAUAUUAACCUUCCCAAAGCUGAUAUUGAUGUUAAAGCGCCUGACUUAGAUAUCAAAGGACCAGGUUUAGACAUUGAAAGUCCAAGUGGUAAAAUCAAAGGUCAUACCUUCAAAAUGCCAACCAUUUCAGUUCCAAACCUCUCCAUGCCAAAUGUUGAUUUUAACCUGAAAGGCCCCAAACUCAAAGGCGAUGUGGACAUGUCAAUGCCAAAGAUAAAAGGAGACAUAAAAACACCUGAAGUUGACAUCAAAUGUCCAGAUGUUGACAUUGAAGGGACAAAGAGUGGCUUUAAAAUGCCUAACAUCCAAAUGCCAUCAUGGAACAUCAAAGGUCCAAAGUUUGAAGGUCCAGAAGUUGACAUAAACCUUCCUGAAGCGAACAUUGAUGUUAAAACACCGGAUAUUGACAUUAAAGGGCCCAAUAUAAAGGGAGAUCUGGAUUUCUCCGUUCCAAAGAUUAAGGGUAACAUAAAAUCUCCCAAGAUGGAUAUUGAAGGACCAGAAGUUGACUUUGAUGGCGACAAAGGAAGAUUCAAAAUGCCUACAUUUAAAAUGCCAUCCUUUGGGAUGAGAGGUCCACAUGCUGAAGGACCAGACAUUGAUGUCAGCAUCCCAACAGCUGAUAUUGAUGUUAAUGCACCACACUUGGAUAUUAAAGGACCAGAUGUCGACAUUGAAAGUCCAAGUGGUAAAAUCAAAGGUCACAAAUUCAAAAUGCCAACCAUUUCAGGACCAAAUCUCUCGAUGCCAGAUGUUGACUUUAACCUGAAAGGCCCCAAACUCAAAGGCGAUAUGGACAUGUCAAUGCCAAAGAUAAAAGGAGACAUAAAAACACCCGAAGUUGACAUCAAAUGUCCAGAUGUUGACAUUGAAGGGACAAAGAGUGGCUUUAAAAUGCCUCACAUUAAAAUGCCAUCAUGGAACAUCAAAGGUUCAAAGUGUGAAGGUCCAGAAGUUGAUAUAAACCUUCCUGAAGCGAACAUCGAUGUUAAAACACCGGAUGUUGACAUUAAAGGGCCCAACAUAAAGGGAGAUCUGGAUUUCUCCGUUCCAAAGAUUAAGGGUAACAUCAAAUCUCCCAAGAUUGAUAUUGUUGGACCAGAUGUUGAAAUUGAUGGCCACAAAGGAAGAUUUAAAAUGCCUAAAUUUAAAAUGCCAACCUUUGGAGGGAAAGGACCCAAUGUUGAAGGACCAGAAGUUGAUGUUGAUCUUAAUGCCCCUAACUUGGAUAUCAAAGGACCAGGUAUUGACAUUGAAAGUCCAAGUGGUAAAACCAAAGGUCACACAUUCAAAAUUCCAAGCUUUUCAGGGCCAAAAAUCUCCAUGCCAGAUGUGGAUUUUAACCUGAAAGGCCCCAAAAUCAAAGGCGAUGUAGACAUGUCAGUGCCAAAGAUAUCCGGAGGAAUAAAAACACCGGAGCUUGACAUCAAAGGUCCAGAGGUUGAUAUUGAAGGUCCAAAGGGUCAAUUUGAAAUGCCUAAAUUCAAAAUGCCAUCAUGGAACACCCAAGGUCCCAAACUUGACGCUCCUGAAGUUGAUAUAAAGGGAGAUUUGGAUGUAUCAGGUCGUAAGAUUGAGGGUAACAUAAGAGCCCCCAAGAUGGAUAUUGAAGGACCAGAUGUUGACUUUGAUGGCGUCAAAGGUGGAUUUAAAAGACCUACAUUUAAAAUGCCAUCCUUUGGGUUUAAAGGUCCAAAUAUUGAAGGACCAGAAGUAGAUGUCAGCAUCCCAAAAGCUGAUAUUAAUGUAAAUGCCCCUGAUUUGGAAAUAAAAGGACCAGAUUUUGACAUUCAAAGUCCAAGUGGUAAAGUCAAAGGUCACACAUUCACAAUGCCAAGCAUUUCAGGGCCGAACAUCUCCAUGCCUGAUUUUGAUUUUAAUAUGAAAGGCCCCAAACUCAAAGGCGAGGUUGACAUGUCAAUGCCAAAGAUAAAACGAGAUAUAAAAACACCUGAAGUUGACAUCAAAGCUCCAGCGGUUGAUAUUGAAGGGCCAAUGAGUGGCUUUAAAAUGCCUAACAUCAAAAUGCCAUCAUGGAACAUCAAAAGUCCCAAAUUUGACGGUCCAGAAGUUGAUAUAAACCUUCCUGAAGCGAACAUUGAUGUCAAAACACCUGAAGUUGACAUUAAAGGGCCCAACAUAAAGGGCAGAUCUGGAUUUCUCCGUUCCAAAGAUUAAGGGUAACAUAAAAUCUCCCAAGAUGGAUAUUGAAGGACCAGAAGUU